Messenger RNA from Peromyscus californicus insignis, 11308 nucleotides. RefSeq names its product SHC adaptor protein 3 (gene Shc3). Gene Ontology annotation, biological process: intracellular signal transduction; cell surface receptor protein tyrosine kinase signaling pathway. Bases 1990 to 3780 code for a protein of 596 amino acids. Gene Ontology annotation, cellular component: plasma membrane. The transcript has 12 exons. Gene Ontology annotation, molecular function: receptor tyrosine kinase binding. NCBI's taxonomy places the organism in Eukaryota, Metazoa, Chordata, Mammalia, Rodentia, Cricetidae. The record is from RefSeq and is a predicted model, not a curated record.
AUUGCCUGGCACCGGCUGCAAGGCCCCGCUCCAUUCACAGAAACGCUGGCUCGCUCGCUGGCCCUUUCAUUCACACAAACAGCAUCUCAUUCACAUUCUGUCGUUUUUUUUGUCUGCUUCUAAUGAAGACCACGGUUUGGGAAUGGUGGGGCUGACUUGCUUCAGAUUGGAGGGGGACUCUAAUCACCAUCGAAAUCGUCCGUGGGGUGCGCAUCUGCUGUUGCUAUGCAAGCUAGGGGAAGGGAAAAAAGAGAGUGCGGGGUGGCUGCUGGGCUAGGGCUGCGGCGCGGUUGGAGAGCGGUGGGGAAGUGUUUGCUGCGCCAGGGCCGGCCUGGCUGCUCUGCGCUCCUCCGUCCUCUGAAGCCUGCCUCACCCGCGCUCCCGCCAUGGGUGGCUCUCCCUAAACUCCGUUCCUGGGGCUUCCAGAAAGCCUGGGAACCUCGCAGCCACCUAAGAUCAGCUCUGGGCGUGAGAAGACUCAGGGUGACCUGCUAGUGUGCUGGAAGGCAAAAGCAUUCGCUUGCACAGAAGUUACCGGGAAACUUUGACAGCGACUGACUUCCCUGUGGUGCAGGUUAUCGAUCUUAACGCAUGAGGCCACCUGGCAGAGGCCACAGAGGAAGGGGUCAGUGGGUCUCAGAAUCUUGGACAGACCUUCGGGGAGGCUGUCGAUGUCCUGUUCUCCUAAACGCCAGGAAGAAGGCCUGUGUGUGUCACUGCAAGCCUGAGCCUGAUUCCCAAGGAUGAGGCCGUUCUUGCUGUGGAUUUGAUGGGCAGUUAGAGCAGCCGCAUUUUUUUCUGCCUGACUGCAGGGCUGCAAAGCAGCAACUGAAGGGACAUUGAAAUGGAUUGGUGGUGUUCCUAAGGCAUGCUUCCAGGGCUUAAACACAUUCAGUUGGAAUAAAGCUCAAAACGCAGCCCUCUCUCUCCCUUUUUCUUUUUGGCAUGGAUUUCUGGAGCCUGUUGCCGCGCAUCAUAGAAGCACUAUUCUUUUUUGGAAGUAGAUUUUCAACUUAACCCUGACUGAGAAAGGCUGCUGAUUGCUGUAAAUUAUCAGGGAAGACCCCUUGAGCUGUACUGAGAAGGAGUUCAUGUGCAGAUUUGGUUUUCUCGUGUGUUAUCUGAGGAAUUGCUUCGCCACAGACACUCGCCAGCAGACAUUCAUGGCUGCUCUGUUGAUCUGAACAAGAAAAGCAAACCACAGGAAAUUGAUGCUUUUUAAAAAUAUUCAUCUGAUGGUGGAGGGUCCCCUCUUUUUCUUACUUAAAAAUUCUUGCUCCUUUCCAAAUCAGGAUCCAUCAGGAUUCGCCUGAAGAUUUCUUAAGAAGCCUUCGUCACAUUUUAACGCAUCGCUGUCAGACACUUCUGGGGCUCACCCACAUGAGCUGAGCAAAGGAAGAGCAAACCCUAACAUGGAAUAAUGGAUUUUGGAAAGUUCAAGAGAUCAUUUGAAGGAGCUGGGUUUACCUUUGGCACAAAUGCGGGAUGGGGAAGGGGUAGGUGAAAAAGCAAAGAUCGGAAGGAAAUAUCUGCGAAGGUAGAAAAAGGAAAUUUGAGAACUGAUUGGCUGUAGUUGCUGACAGCGGGUGGAUGUCGUUUUCUUCUCUCUCUUUUUGCUACAGGAAGUGGUUUGCGGAGCUCACCGAGCCUUUGUUGAGAAGGGUCUCCUCAGAGUGAGUCACGCUUUUGCUGGGAGCAGCCCGGUGCAGCUGGGCGCUCCAUCAGCGGCAACUAUGACUUUUGCAAGGCAAGCGUUCCACCCCAACCCGUGGUCUCCCGGGCCCGCGCUGCGUGUCGGCUGCUCCGCUGCCUUGUAACGGUGUGAGGGCUCGGUCGUCGGCCUCGGCUGUCCCUCUCCGGAAAGGUUGUCCUGGGACCCCAGCUCCUGGUCCCUCUCCGGGGCUCGCGGCUCGUGUGCUAUGCGCGGCAGCCCGCGCCGGGGCCGGCACCAGCAGCGCCCGGGCGGAUGCGGCGAGCUCACGGAGGGGCAUGCUUCCACGCACCAAGUACAACCGCUUCAGGAAUGACUCGGUGACAUCGGUCGAUGACCUUCUCCACAGCCUGUCGGUGAGCGGCAGCGGCAGCGGCGGCAAGGUCUCGGCGGCGCCCGCGGCGACCCCCUACCUGGUGUCGGGCGAGGCGCUGCGCAAGGCGCCGGACGAUGGGCCCGGCAGCCUGGGCCACCUGCUCCACAAGGUGUCCCACCUGAAACUCUCCAGCUCCGGCCUGCGUGGCCUGUCGUCGGCCGCCCGGGAGCGGGCGGGCGCGCGGCUCUCGGGCAGCUGCAGCGCGCCCAGCCUGGCGGCCCCGGACGGUGGCAGCGCGACCCCCGGGUCCCGCGCCCAGGCCGCCAGCAUGAACGCCCCCAGGAAGAGCCGGGCCGGCGACGAGCCGCUGCCCAGGCCCCCGCGGGGCGCACCUCACUCCAACGACCAGGUGCUGGGGCCGGGAGUCACCUACGUGGUCAAGUACUUGGGAUGCAUUGAAGUUCUGCGCUCAAUGAGGUCUCUUGACUUCAGUACAAGAACUCAGAUUACCAGGGAAGCCAUCAGCCGUGUCUGCGAAGCUGUGCCAGGUGCCAAAGGAGCCUUCAAGAAGAGAAAGCCUCCAAGUAAAACGCUGUCCAGCAUCCUGGGGAAGAGCAACCUCCAGUUCGCAGGGAUGAGCAUCUCCCUGACCAUCUCCACGGCCAGCCUGAAUCUGCGCACUCCCGACUCCAAACAGAUCAUAGCGAACCAUCACAUGCAGUCCAUCUCCUUUGCUUCUGGGGGAGACCCGGACACAACAGACUAUGUUGCCUAUGUCGCUAAGGACCCUGUUAAUCGCAGAGCUUGCCACAUUCUGGAAUGCUGUGAUGGGCUAGCCCAAGACGUCAUUGGCUCCAUUGGACAAGCCUUUGAACUCCGGUUCAAACAGUAUUUGCAGUGUCCUUCCAAGAUUCCUGCUCUCCAGGACCGAAUGCAGAGUCUGGAUGAGCCAUGGACUGAAGAGGAGGGAGAUGGCCCUGAUCACCCAUACUACAACAGUGUUCCCAGUAAGAUGCCUCCUCCAGGGGGGUUUCUUGAUGCUCGACUGAAAGCCAGACCCCAAGCUCCUGACGCAGCUCAGUUUGCAGGGAAAGAGCAAACUUAUUACCAGGGGAGACACUUAGGAGACACAUUUGGUGACGACUGGCAGCGAGCACCCACCAGGCAAGGUUCCUUGGACAUCUAUAGCACACCAGAAGGGAAAGGGCACAUGGCUCUGGUCGGAGAGACACCAACCUACGUCAACACCCAGCCAGUCCCUCCACAGGUUUGGCCAGCAGCAAGCAGCAGCACCGAGAGCAGCCCACGAAAGGACCUCUUUGACAUGAAGCCUUUUGAAGAUGCUCUCAAGAACCAGCCCCUGGGGCCCGUGUUGAGCAAAGCGGCGUCUGUGGAGUGCAUCAGCCCUGUCUCACCCAGAGCCCCAGAUGCCAAGAUGCUGGAGGAGCUUGAUGCUGAGCCCUGGUACCAAGGAGAGAUGAGCAGGAAGGAGGCAGAGGCACUGUUGCAAGAAGAUGGAGACUUUCUAGUCCGAAAGAGUACUACCAACCCUGGCUCCUUUGUCCUCACGGGCAUGCACAAUGGCCAGGCCAAGCACUUGCUGCUGGUGGACCCGGAAGGCACGGUCCGGACGAAGGACAAGGUCUUUGACAGCAUCGGCCACCUCAUCAACUACCAUCUUGAGAGCAGCCUGCCCAUCGUCUCUGCAGGGAGCGAGCUUUGCCUCCAGCAACCAGUGGAGAGGAAACACUGAGCUGGCCCAGCACCCUCUGCACGCCUUGUGCCAGGUCAGGAGGACCUGGGUCCACUGCUCUCAGCCUCUGGGAACUGGGGCCGCUGUCAGUGGGCACUUCGCCUUCCUCAAAAGCUCCUCCCAAGGGAGGUUUCCUUCAAGUUCAGAUUUCAUAAACAUGUUCCACACAUCUCAGAUGCAUAUUAGAGGUGUAUAUACCCACACAUCCUGUACAAAUGGGCCCUAUAUUUAUAUUUUUUAAGACUAAGAAAGAUGUGAGACUAAUGCCCUAUGCUGUAUGUUUUUAGUGAGAGGCAAAUUUGAUGGUAGUUGUUCAGGCAAAAAUUUUAAUUCAGCUGACCUACUGGGAAAUUUUGCUAGGAAGGUGUAAUCUGCAGUUCUAUAUAAGCACAACACAGGGUGAAUGCAGGUGAGCUGGCAGCUCCAGAACAAACAGACUUAAGAUAGAAUAUGGCAGCAUGCUGCCCAAACAUCUGCUCCUGCCCCUACAGCUCAUAUGAGUGCUGGUUCUGGGCUGUAGCUUUGUUCACAGAUGGAUGUGCCUCCUCUGGCUCUGGCUUCUGUACCCCCAGACAGAUGGCAUGUGAAUGGGUUUUCUGUCACAUGAUGACCCACUGAAGCCCCACUCCAAAGCAGGUGGUACUCUGUCUUUUUUCUGGGGUCAUGUUUCAGGUCAUGUUUGACCCAUGUUGUUUGGGUCAUGGGGAUCCAUCACCUUUGACCCCAGUUGUGUGUGUAUGGAUUCGGGGCAUUCAUUCGAGGCCAAAUAUGUUACAAAAUACGACUUAAGAUCUCCAAUUGACAAAUGCUUCCUUUGUUUUCAUCAGUAUAGUGAUGAAUGUCUGUGGAAGGCAGGCUAUGGAAAGUAUUCCUGGUCUGUAUGUCCUUCAAGCCAGUGUGUUCAUCACAGGCUGUGCGUGGAAGGUGUUGGUGAAAUGGCCUCCCACCUACCUCUUGUGUUCAGUAGAGCAAAAAGCAUGUGUAAGAGCCUUGCAAGGCAUGUACCAGCUUCUGCCCAGAAUUGAGCCUUGGAGACACACCCACUGUCUUGUUCCUCCCAUUUCAGUGUAUACUGGGCAUCAUGCUCCAAAGUCUUUGGAGCCAGCUGGAGUGAAGGAUGAUGGUGAGCCCCUUCCUCUCCCCUCCACAUCUUCUCAGUAGCCCAAUGAAAAGGGAUCACACCCAUGGCCCUCUGUCUUGACCCUCUUCCUACCAGCUCAGAAGCUGUUGAUUCAUGGUGGGUGAUUUCAUGCUUGAAAAUUGGCUGUGUCUAUGACUUAAAAAACAUUUGGGCUGUGAUCACUCUGUGACUUAACAAACACAGGCAGAUGAUGCAUUUGUUGGUUGGUACUUCCUCAUAAGACUGCAACCUGGGCUCUGGUCCCCAUGAGACCCCAUGAGUGUGGCACCUCUGGUCAGUAAAAUAGGACUUUGAACACUUUAGGGUUGGACAGUCAUAAAUUGGAUGUUUUAAGAGGAAUUAUGUGUGUGUAUAGAGAGGGUGUCUAGUGUUUAAGAACACUAGCUUCUCUUCUAGAGGACUUAAGUUCAAUAAUGCUCAGCACCCACAUGGCAGCUCACAAUUGUCUGUAACUCAAAUCCCGGGUAUCUAUCUUCUUCGGGCCCCUAUGGGCACCAAGUAGACACAUGAUGCACAUACACAUUUGCAAGAAAAAAAUACCCAUAUGUAUAAAAAUAAACUAAUAUUUAAAAAAGAGUAGUUAAGGGGAAACUUAACCAUUAGGCAAAUAAGGGUUCUGCAUGGCUCUAAAGCUAAGCGUGUGAACACUGCUUUUCCUGCUGUGUAGUCAGUUGGGUGCCAACGGGUGAGUCUGGGUCAAGAAGAUCCCAGGCUCUGUACAUGAGAGCCUCUUUUCAGUUUUUACCCUUUGAGGGCCCACUGAAUCCAAGUUGGCAGUAGCAUGUUCUAGAAUUAGAAUUCUGGGGAACCUAGCAUCAACACUCACUGGCCUGCUUCAUCCUGAAUGGUGUUGGUGGCAGACACUACAUGGAUGAAGCCUUGGAGAUGAGCAGAUAUACUGAUAGCCCCUGGCUCAGGCUCUUGCCCUGGGACCAUAUAUAUACAUAGGCUUUGGGAUGCUCCUAAGAGUCACCCAGCAUUCUGUCCCUCAGGAGGCUAUGCCUUGUGCACACACAUACAGGUCCUGUUACUCCCGUGUGUGAAUGUGUACUACAUACAAAUAUAUAUAUACCUCCCCCCCCCCCGUUCUUGAAUUCUCCAUGUUGUGCAAGGCUAAAAUGCCUAUGUUCAGGUCACCAGUAAAGUGUUGCAGACCGUUAGCACCUUAGCACUUGCUCUGCUUUAUUUCCCUCUCCAGGGAAGUUAAAAAGCAGCACUCAGAAUUAUAUCAGUCUUCUCUGAAGUCAGUGUUGAGUUUGAGGGUGAUAGGAUUUAUAGGAAUCAAUUUAGAAUAUUGAAAGUAUUGGAGUCAAUGUUUUCCUUUUCAAUUUUAAUUCAAAAUAUGUAAUUUUGAUCUCAGAUUACAGGACUGGACAUGUGCUUAGGGAAGUCUUUCAGACACAAGGCAGCCAUGUUCUGACCUAUGUUCCCUGUAAAGUAUGUCAGAGGUCACACAAGUUUAUCAUUUCCUUCUAUAAACACUGUGUAUAUGGUGGGACAUUCCCUCAAACAUCACUUACACAUGGGGAAACUGAGGCUCACUUCAGGUCCCUUGGUCAGCUAACAGCCGAGUCAUUCUCCUCACUCAGUGUUUUCUGUGCACAGCUGUGGGCUAGUCUGUGCUUGGAGACCAGGCUUUGGAGGCAAACCCAGCAAAGCCUCAUCCUUGAGCCUGAGUCCCUCUUUCUUUGGUUUCCUGCCCAUAUCUGCCUGGGUAGGGCAGGGUUACAGGCUACAAAGCAGCAACUCCAGGCAGAACAGCACUAUAUCGUGCAUUCAGGUCUUCAACUCCUGGGCACAGUGGCUGAGUCUAUGCCCAGCAUCAGCAUUCGAAGUGUGUCUGGAUCCUAUGCUCCUUCUUGUGGGCAUCCUGCUACAGCACCCAGAACUCUGCAUCUAUUAGUGGUGCAUGAUGGGGCCCAACAGUCUUGAAGCAGCCUGUCUGCUCUUGCACAGUGGCCCUAAAGCUCCUGCCUAGUCCCUCUUUCCCUUGCCCUCCUGGGAGAGUUAGCUGUGCUUCAAAUAGCCUCUCCAUGCUGGUGAGGCUGGUUGGGCUUCCCAUGGGGCUGCUCAUCAUUGUCUAGGUUGGCUCUGAACUUCUCCCCCCACCAUCAGGUGGGCAGUCUGCUAACGACCCAUUCAAAUAGCUCCAUCUUGAAUCUACACUUAGGUUGCCAUGGUGUCCUUCUUGUAUUUAAAGAACCAAGAGCUGGGUGCCUGCUCAGCCUUGAUGAGCAGCUUUCUGUUACAGGCCAUCUCAGAUGGUGGACAGAUGGAUUGAUGCCAAAUAGGCCACAUGUGGCAACUGUGCGGUUGUCCUGGCAACAGAGGCAGUUGUAUGUAAGUAAAGGCUGUGAUACACCAUGAGUGGAAGGAAAAGCCUAGAUUGGAAGGGAGGAAAAGACAAGGGAGAAUGAAUUCCCCAAAGUCCAUAGGCUCCAGGUCUCAGUUGCCAUGUGUCCAGGCUCCAUGUCCAUCCUGGUGUCCUGAAAAUGCCCCCUUCCCCAAAGGGAGGCUUUCCCCAUGGCAGCAUCAGACACCUAGGAGGCUUCCCUAUGGGAGUGGCCAUAGAGGGGACACCUCAUUUCCAUAUUAGAGCCAAUAUCACAUCCUCUUCUUGUUGGAGUGAGUUGAGUAGAAACCCCAUGUCCCCGAGAUGGUGAUGCAGCAGUGGCCACCUCAGUAAAGCUCAGCCCCAGGACACCUAGAACAGUAAAGCUCAGCCCCAGGACACCUAGAACAGUGUGGCUUUGGCUGCCAGAUGGGUUCUCUGAGCCGUGGCUUGUGCCACACCCUAGGGCUUUCCUCAAGGAGCAGUGUGGAUUGAUAAGUAUGUGAAGGUUUCUUCCUGGGACUCUUCAUUCACAAAGCAUAUUUCUCUUCUCCCCCACAAGCCAAAGAUGUGGUAUGCCAUCUAUAAACAGCCCUGUGAAUGGUGACAGCCAGAUUUUAAGUAGGAGGAGGAUAGAAGAAAGAUUGCAAAAGAGAUCAUGUGCCCAGACAAAUCUGUGUGAUGCUAGUUCUUAUGAAACUUUUGAAGUUUUUUCCAAGAAAGACAGUAUAGAUAAACCCCACUCCUGGAACAUAAUUACAAAUCUAGACUGCUUGGCUUUGUCUGAGAUAAUGAGCAGGUGUUUCCAAGACAGUUCAGCUGUCUUGGAGAGAACCCUUGUUUUUCAGGUGAAGAAACUGAGCCAGGCAGUGGAUGGCAAUAGUCAGUGGCUAGAUCUUGGAAAGCAUGCAGGACUUACUAAGGCUUUUUGAGGCUCAAACAUGUAGCUCACUCUAUGGAACAACAAGCAGUCCAUUUAUCCUCAUAUCUCACAUUUCAAAACACAUGAAGGACUCAGCCAUUUACAUGAGAGACAGGACUUGUGGUUGGUGACUUAGCUGAUGUUCUCCCAAAAGGCGGCACCAGAGGGGAUUUGGGUACAUAUAGCUUAUUUUGGAAAUGAUCCCAGGACUCAAGAGGGAAGUGGCUGAUAAGGAAUUGUUACAUCGUGGAGCAUGUUUCUAUCAAGUGUACACCUGGGGCAUCUACCAGCUGCUGAGCGUUGGGAGCAGAACUGAACACACCUGAGGUAGCCAGUGGAGGGGGCGGGGAGGGGUUCCACUGCAGUCAGCAUGGGUGGAAGGCUGUCUCCAGUGGUUUCUGCCAUGCCCUGUGUACACCCAUGCAUUCUCUGCAAGCUGGGACAUUCUGGAGCAGAGGCUGGCAUUUAUAAUAAACAGUCAGAGCAGAAGGCAGAUGUCAAAGCAGCAGGCUGCUUAGCCCACACAUAGAUUUUAGGGCUCUGCCCUUCGAGCUCCCAUCUCAGUGGGCCUAGAGCAAGGAUAGCAUGCUUGCAUUUUCAGUAUGAGGAUGAUGGGUAUGCCUGGGGUCUCAGCUUUGACAUUGACUGGUGAGUAUUCUAGCCCUUCCUUGACUCUUACUGGUGGCCCCCACACCCCUCCCCUACCCCACCUUUUAUGAAGAAUUUUUUCACACCACUUCAUGUCUUAGAUCCCAGGUCCAUUCUGUGGAGAAUUAAUAAGUACUUAUAACUCCCUGCAACUGUGGCUGGCAGAUAAAAUGCCAUCUGCCAGACAAGAUUUAUUUAUAAUGGGGUUUAUACAUAUUUAUAAGUUUGCAAGCAACAAAUGCACAGUUUUAAAACUGGCACAUUUUAUAGCAGCCAGAAAAAAAAUCUUGCAACUUUCUACCAGGUUUUUUGAGUGUGAACUGCAUGUGUACAUUACACACAAACACAAACUUUCCUUGAUUUGGAUGGAAUGUGCACCUCACUCAGCAUGUGUGUCCACACACAGAUCAACUCUGCUGGGUAUCACGAGCCCCUGGGUUUUUCUAACAUGAACAACUGUCAAUCAAAAUGGCACCAAGAGCUAGGGGAUUAAUAGACUCUCAUCAGCAGACUCAAGGAGCAGGGUUCUGGGUGCUGUGGAACGUGAGACCAUGGCACAGAAAGGGAAGGAAUGGCUUGCAAGGAGAGUCGGGGAGGAGUGUCACUGUGGGCCGUGCCCGGGGGAAAGCAAGCCAGGUAUAGUGAUGAUGUUUGCAAUCCCAGCACUUGGGCGGUAGAAGCCGGAGGGCAGUCAGUGGAAGAUAAGGAAGGGCAGAUGUUGGGUAAAAGGAAAAGAGAUGAAACAACUAUAGACGCACAUCUGUUCUGGCUCCAGUACUGCUCAGGCAUAGCCUGACUUGGCUUGCCAGCCUUCCUGGCCACAUUGGUACAGCAUGUCCUAGGUAGCUGGCCCUGGAGGGACUCUUGGGACAGAGAAGGAAACAUAGGUGGAUCUGCCCCUGUUUAUAAUUUAAUAGGAACCCCACCCCUAACACACCUGGGGCAGUGUGAGAGUGUUGGCGUGCGGGAGGCCUUUCAGUGCUGGUGUGCCCACAUCCAGUUAGGACCCAGCAAGGGUCAGGACUGAGCUGGGGUUCCGAAGGCUUUGCACAGUGGGUGGCACUGUGUGCCUGCGAGGCAGAAAAGUGUGCAAAAGUUCAAGAUGCAACCCUGCCUGGAAACUGCUGGUGUCAGCAGGAUGCUGAAGGCAGGCUACGAGCCUGCCUUUCCUCUCACUCAGAUGCCCUGGGUAAGUGAAUCUCCGAGACCUCCCAAACACAUUAAUCAUUCUUGUCUUAGGGUAAAAGAAACCACAGGAACUGAACAGCUUUAUGUGCCCAUUGUGCAUAAAGGACCAUCCUGUGGGGUGAACCUUCUAAGGUACUGGUUCACACUGUACCCACAACACUUUCCCACAACCAAAGCCACUAACACUGGAGUCAAGAGACAGCUCACAAGGCAGGGAUGAGUGGACUAACCAAGCUUGGGCGAUGAGUUUUCUUUUCUUUCUUUUUUUUUUUUUUAAAUUUUAACACUAUGUGUGAGUUGUCAGUUGACUGUUCUCUGUUCAACCGACUUUUGGAUAUAACUUGUUUUAGAGUAUUAUGAAAUUAUGUGAGUUUCUUUGUAUUCAGAAUUAAACAUUUGAUGUUUAAAGACCCAGGAUUAGGAGACAGCUCAGUAUAAAUGUCUUGUGUAACAAGGUAUUUAAUAGUUUUUCAAAAGCAUUUGGAUGGCCAUGCAUAUUGAUAUAUGGGUAUUUGGAAAUUUUUUGUUUCUGUCAACUUUCGUGAGACAGACUAUUACUGUAGCAGCAGUCUGCCUGGCUUAUGGCCGACCUGCACCUUUCUUCUCUGAUCCUGGCAUGGAAUUGGCUUCCUGAGUCACCUGUGAGGAGCAGAAACACAAAACCAAUUUCAAGUUUUCUGAUAUUUUUCUAUGAUAAAACUUACAUGAUUUGGUGAACAUUUGGAGAUCCCAAGAUACGACAGGCAAAGGUAAUUGGCUUGGACUGCCUUACCUCCAGGGACUCCAUCUUGCUCUUUCGGGGAAUGGUGUUGCUGUCUGUCUCAUGCCCUUCACCAUGGGCCUGGCACACCACACCCAAGCUUCUGGGAUGACCAAGUGGAGGCAGAAUACAGCAUCCCUCCCCAUGGCCCAGAUAUGGCAGGUGGCAGUCAAGGGCUGUAGACAAUGCUGCUCUCCUUGUUAUUCCUAGGUACUGGAAUAUGUGCCUUCAUCAUCUAGACAGCCAUCCAUGCAUUCUGGAUUCCAUAGUAGCCCCUCUGAAUCUCUGACUUAGACACUAAAAACAUUUGGGUGAUGAGGUUUGCAUUUGUCCACACAGUUUCCAAAGCAUGGAACCAGCAUUGUAAUUAGACAUUUUCUAUUAAACGUACCUUGUUACAAUUCUGUGAACAGCUCUUUCCCAGCACAGAAGAACCAUGGCUCAAAGAUUGAGAGAAGCAAACAUUUUUAAAUAGUUAAUUGUUUCAGUGACUAUAGGUGUAAGUCUGUUGGCAAUAAAGGCUACUGUGAAAAGUUG